GUUAAAUCAAAUUUCAACAUUACUCAAUUUGGAAUCUUUAUCUGAAAUUCAUGAUUAUUGGGGAAGUGUAACUAAGGCAACAAGUCCAAUUACGUGGAGGAUUGAUUUUAAUGCCGAAGAAGUUUCCGCAUUAAAACUUUAA
Funneliformis mosseae is the source of this 142-nucleotide messenger RNA. Lineage: Eukaryota; Fungi; Glomeromycota; Glomeromycetes; Glomerales; Glomeraceae. The record is from the annotation of a GenBank genome assembly.